Paramecium pentaurelia is the source of this 730-nucleotide messenger RNA. NCBI's taxonomy places the organism in Eukaryota, Ciliophora, Oligohymenophorea, Peniculida, Parameciidae. The record is from the annotation of a GenBank genome assembly.
UAUGAAUCCUCGAAUGAUGCUCAACAAUAGAGGACAACAACCUCAAUAGCCAAAUGGACUUAGAAAUGAUUAUUAAAGUGUAGUUUAAGUAUAUAUUGUGUAAUUAUUCUUUAAAGGGUAUAUAAUCUUUAAUGGGAAUCUCAUUUUCAACAGUUUAAUUAUGCAUAUUUGGUUAAAUGUUGAUGGAAAAAACAAAAAAAUUGUUAGAAUUCAUUAAAUCUGGAGCUGUCACAUCAAUUAAUAAAUUUUUAACUUUGCUUAGAAUUAAAUAAUUACUUAAAGGGGAAUUGACUAUGACAUAGAUAGGUAAAUCAGUAGUAAAUACUAGUACUUAGAUUGGUAAGUAAUGGAUAAUUGCUAUACGAUUGCUUUUGUUAAUUGGUAUUCUUAAAUUAAAUAUGCAGUCAUUCUAUUGAUUGGUGCGUUGUUGGCAUAUAUGAAGAGAAAAAUCAAAGAAAAAUAAGAAACUGAAGCAUAAAAUUAAUCAGAUAAUGAAGAUACAAAUAAUGAAGAGGCAGAAGAAUAGUAAUAGAUAGAUAUUCAAGCAGACUCAACUCAAUUACCAAUACAAUAGAAUGAUUUCUGGAAUCAUAUUGAAGAAAAUCCUUCUAAUUAAGAAUAAUAGACUUAAUAAUAACAAUAAUCAACUCCAGUCCCAUCUAUUAACUAUUUGAAUGAUCUUCCAGGAUUCUCCAAUAGUGGUAAUCCAAGUAAACCAUGGAUGAAAUGA